Messenger RNA from Podarcis muralis (Common wall lizard), 6681 nucleotides. The record is from RefSeq and is a predicted model, not a curated record. Lineage: Eukaryota; Metazoa; Chordata; Lepidosauria; Squamata; Lacertidae.
AAUAUUAAAAGCAAUAAAGUUUCUUUCUGAUCCUGAACAUAAACAUGGACUCUUGCUACAGAGAUAGAAUAUAUUUAUUACUAUUAUGUAUUAAAUGUGUUAGUCACUUUAUAUUGCCCAGGGCAACCCAAAGCAACUUACCACCAAACAUACAAUAAACCGCACAUAGGUACAUUAAAACCAAGGGGAAAGAGGAAUACAUUUUUCAAAUCCCACUCACUUCUAAAAGGCCACAGAUAGUUAAAGGCCAAAGUAUCAGUAUGGCUGCUAAAUCUGGAGAUCAGCCAGAAAUCAAGGUUGUAGGGCACUGGUUAAUUGAAACAGUGUCUGAGCAGUCAUUUCUAUAGGUAGUGCUGAAGCAAAAGCAUGUAUUUGUUAUUAGACUGUUACAAAAUAGUUUGUGCUGUUGUCUAUUACUUCAGCUAUUUCACACCAAUAGUUCAGUGAAAGUAUUACCAUUGGCUGCACCAUUUUUAGGAUAGUGAUUCACAAUUGGUUUGAAAGCUAGUGUGAGGUUAUAGUUAUGUUCUAUGCCUGUUUUAGAACACUGAUUUUAAUAAUGAGGUAUUUAAAAGUAGCUUGAGUAUACAUAAAGAUAGGAGAAGGUGUUGCUGUUUCAGUGCUUACUAGGUUUCUGUCAGUGGUCUUAUGUGGACAAGCUGACGAGAUGAAUCCAAGCAAAGCUGUUCUAACAAUGGCUAGCAGGCUUGUACUCUUUUUAGGAGGGGUAAAGGAUAAUAGGGGGGUUAUCUCCUCUAGGCACCCAAAAUUACAGUCUUGGGCUGCUAUUGGGUCUUCUAAGCAUUUGAAAGGAGAUCUAGGGGAAGUCAGAAAAUUGCAGACCAGCUAGCCUAGCUUCUGUCCAGAUGAAUUGAUGGAAACCAUUAUUAAAGAUGUAAGCAAUCCUUUUGAAGUCCUGCUUCACCAACAUUUUACUGUUCUUUGCCUUCAUCUACAUGCUUACUGACACCCCAAACGGAUAGAUAUUGUAAGUGUUGGCUUCUAAAAAGCUUUUAACAAAGUCCAUAGCCAAAAGCAUUUAUUUAGAACUUAGCAGUCAAGGGAUAUGUGGAUAGGUCCUCUUACGGAUUAGAAACUGGUUAAAGAACAAGAAAGUACUUCUGAUAAUAGAGGGAAGUAAGAAGUGAGGUAUCCCAAGAAUCUUCAUUGGGAUCACUGCUAUUUAUCACGUUCCUAAAUUGUUAGGAGGAGAGCAAUGAGCUGGUCAAGUUUGUAGAAUGGAACCAGAUUAUUCAGGGUGGUGGUAAAACCCAUGGACUGUGAACCACUUCAGAAGGCUCCAAACUGAGUAAGUGGGCAACAGAAUGGCAAGUGGGGUUCACUGUAAGUAAAACAUAAAUUGAUACUUGGGCAAAAAAUUUGAACUUCACUGAUGGAAUCUGAACUGGCAAGGUAAGAAACUUUGGCAUUGUCAUGAAGAUUCUCUGAAAACAUCAACUCAGAACAUAGCUGUCACAGGAAAGACAAAUUUCAUGGUAGGGAUUUUGCUCACCAUUUGUGACUGUUUUUGACAUUGGUUUUAAAAGCUGAAGAAUAUGUUCACGUACUAUUUCAGAAUGAAAUGGGUUUUAGUUUAGCACAAGCUAGCUCUGAACUAACUAGCUUUUGUGCAUUGCUUGUAUGCAGAUCCUUUCAGAAUUACUGUGUUUUUAUUAUUAUUUCUCUUCUUCUCUGCUGUUGAUGCUAUGACAGCGUAUCUGCCCUCCCAUGAAAAUAUUGAAUGGCAAAGUACAAGAGAAACAAAAAAGACUAUUGAACUGAAUUGUACCUAGUGAGUUUCUGUUUACACUAGCUUCUUAAAGACCCAGUUUAUAUAUGACCCAGAUAACAGGAAAGUUCCUUACCUGUGUAAGCAUUUCAAGUAUUUCACGGUCAUAUUUAAAUCCACAUCACAGCAACCCAUAUAUGUUUAAUGUGAGCUAACAUGGUAAUGGCAUGCAUAUGCCCAUGCUGUUGACUGUCGGAAUGCUAUUGGCACAUACACAUGAUCUGGUGCAUGCUUAUUUUAACAUGAGAGAAAUGAAAUGCAUAAUCAAAUGAGUUUUCUGCCCACCCCAAAAUGGCCCAGGUCAGACAUAAAUUGGGCACAGCUGAGGUCUGGCUUGCACCUAAUGCUAGCUGAUCACUAACUAGAGAAUGGGAGAAGGGAAGGAGGGGAUGUACACAUGAUCAUGUCUGCAGGAGCUCCCAGUCUAUCUAUAGUUAAUUGAUUGGGCAUCAUUGUACCUGCAUCAUCCGUGGCACAUACACUAUAGGCAAGACUUUCUGCCUAACUUUGGUAGCACUAUAUCAGGCAGUGUUAUCUAUUUGCUUGGGCUGAAAUGUGAACAGCAGUUUUCAUAGCACACCCAGUGUAGAGCACCUAGGAUGACAUGAUGCAGUUUUUGUCAUCUUCCCUAGAUUGUGCCACAAGUUGCUUAAUUGCUUUGCAGGUAGAACAGCAACAAUAUUUUCAAGAGCUGUUGGGGCUAUUAAUUCAUCUGUUUAUAUUCCAAAUACGAACUUCAAGUCAAGUUAGUUGCUUUUCAUGCUUGUAGGUUUUUGGUGUGGGUUCUCUCUCACUCACUCUUUCACACACGCACAUUUCUUUAUAUGGUUUUCUUGAUUUAAGGAAAUGCAUCUACUUCUAUGCCACACAAAAAAUCUUUCUUUAAUGUGCUUUCUAAAAAUUGCUCUUGGGGAAAAAAAAGCUUAUUUAACUUUUCUUGUUCACUUCUUAUUUUUCAGAGUAUAUGGGGAAAAAAUCCUUAGGACUGUUGAAAAAUUGCAAGUGACAUGAUAAUUUGGCCAGUGCCUCAGAAUGAUGGAUUGCCAGAAGAUUGGAAAUGGUUUGCAAGUGACUGGUAUAGGGGCAUCUGCACUCCACAUGGUGGGGUAUUUGGGAAAAGACUCCAAUUCUGCAGAAGUAACUCCCGAUGGAAGUUGCCCAGCUUGCAAAAAGAAGGGUCUCAUACGAGGUCUAAGAAUAUAUCACCUCAGUUUUGAAGAAUCUAUUUUCUUGUGUGAAAAUCCACAGUGCAUCUACCCUCUGGGAUUUGAACCACUAAGCAGCAUUAUAAUUCCUACUGAUAAAAAGGAUUCUCCAUCUCAGGGCACUUGUAGGAAAAGAAAGUCAUCUGACACAAGCCUGGUAACCUCUGCUGUUCCCCAACACUUAAAACUGACGAGGACUGAUAACUUGAUAGAAAAUGAGAAGGCAUUCAAACCUGAUCUUGCUCCCAAGUGCAAUGGAGAUCAUCUGUUUGGGACUCGGUCAGGGCAGCCUGACUUUCCACAAGCCAGUCAGCCGAACUUUAAUAGUGCAACAGAAUCCGUGGAGCAGCAAAUGGGCAUGAAAAUGGCAGCUCAAGGAAGUUCACCGGAAAUUUUCAGUGUUCAGGCACAGCUUUUGUCAGAUCCUGAAAUUGGUUCAUCAUUGUCUCAAAUUCUGCAUCAAGACAAACCAUCUCGGCCAGAGCCAUUGUGGCUUCAGUGGAAGAAUGUGUACGCUCUCUGCUGGUUAGAUUGCAUUCUGUCAGCCCUAGUGCAUUUAGAAACACUAAAAAUGCUUCUGAGUGGAUCAGUCCUGGAAAACGUAUCUGUAAUCCAGAGCCUAUUUGCAAAAUAUAACGAAGCAACUGCACUUGUGAAUACUUGCCAACGAGGUGAAUGUGUUUCGGAAGUUCCUUUGGAUGUUCUUUCAAGAGCUGAAUCACACUUGAAUGAAAUCAGAAAUACAAUUUUUGUCCAGCUUCAGCCACAGCUUAAAUGUAAAUUAGGUAACAAGGAGAGCCCAGUGUUUGCAUUCCCUCUACUUUUAAAGAAGGAUCCUCAAACAGAAAAACUGUUUCUCCACUCUUAUUCAUGGAAGUUUGAAUGCUCACAGUGUGGCUACCAAGUCAAUGACAGGCGUCAGAAGACAUUGACAACAUUUACAAAUAUCAUCCCAGAAUGGCACCCGCUGAAAGCUGUUCAUACUGGUCCCUGUAAUAACUGUCACCACAAAUCUCAAAGAAGAGAAAUGGUUUUAGAAAAUGUUUCCUCGGUACUUAUGAUGCACUUUGUGGAAGGCUUGCCACGUAAUGAUCUGGAGACCUACUCAUUUCAGUUUCAAGGAGAUUCCUACCAAGUAACAGCUGUUGUUCAGUAUCAGGAGGAGGCAAGACACUUCAUAACAUGGAUCUCGGAUUCAGAUGAAACUUGGCUUGAGUGUGAUGACUUAAAGGGUUCGUACUCUAGAAGACACAAGAUCUUUGGCGUUCCCCCUUCAGAGAUUCACAUCGUCAUCUGGGAAAGAAAAUCGCCACGAUUGACAAAUGGUCAGGAUUCGCAGCUAGAAAGUGAAGUGGCUACGAAUGUUCCUUUGCUAAAAGCACAGCCAGAUUCUCCAUUUAAAUAUGCUGAUUGCAAGUCUACUGGCAACGCACCUUUAAUUUAUCACACCGACAAUAACUUGAAUGCACACACAAAUGAGACACAAAACUUGAUUGCGAAUAACAACAGUAAUUUGCUUUGUGGCUUGGAAAACCUGGCCAAUGAUGAUGUUGUAACUUUGACUCUUGUACGAGUUCCACUUGACUCUGAAGGUAAACCACUGGACGAAAGCCCUGCAGUGGAAAAUAACAUGACAGUCAGAAUGGACACAUCGCAGCUGCAUGAUCCAGGUGGAGUUAAAGUUUCUCCAACUACUUCUGAAAGAGAUGUUGCUGGGAAGGAGUGCAAGUUACUUGAAAAUGGCAGUACUCCCUUGCAUCAAGGGCAGCCAAACAAUGCAAGUAACAUGCUUAUAACGCCGGUCGUUUCUCUGAGCAAUAGCCAUUAUUCACCAGAAAUGUUACCAGUUCAAGGGGCAGAACCUGAAGUUCCGAUCAAAGAUAGCAGCAGUUUGGACACAGCAAAUCAAGAAAACAAAAGCAGCAGAACAAAAGCAGGGAAUAGUGUACAGAUAACACAUAGUACUGUAGAACACUGGAGAGAAGCAACAGCAAAUUCCCAGGCUAGUUCUGCUUCUUCCCCAAGUAGUUAUUCUCACUCGGCCCCUAAAAACGGAACAAAGUCGUUCACAGGCAGUUGGGUAAAGGGUUUACUUGAAAGAUCUCAUCCUCUCAUGCCCAAAAGUUUAUUAACCUAUAAUAACACGGAGAUCUGUAAAAAGCCCAUUAAAAAAGAAACUCGCUGCACUUCACUUGGUAGACAGGCAAGCCACUUUCAUGGUUUUCAAGCAAAACAUUCAAAAAACCAAAGGGAUAAGUUAAUGGAGAGGGCAUUAGAUUCUUCUCACAAGGCUCCUCCUCUAUCCUCACCCACUCUUUUUGCAAGACCCCCUAUAGAAAAGCAUCACAUUGUUGGAAGCAAAAGUAAUGCGGUGGAGAGUGCUGGCUCACUGGUUGCUUUGGGUAACCAGAUUGGGCCUAAACCGAGCCACAAUAAAACUAAAAGCUUUACAUCGGCUGAGAAUGUUGAAGAGUCAAGCGUUACAAUAGCACACCGACUGCGCCUACAACUUCAACAGCAGCUGAAAGCUAAGAAGGAGAAACUGGCUUCGCUAGAUAAGGUGGCGAAGGCUCAGGUGCGAAACAGGCGCUCUCCCAAGAAAAGGAUGAAGGAUCAGUCACAGCUUCAAUCCCAGAAAGAAAGUGACUCCCUGCAGAGCUUGUUAAAUGCCCUGCAGGACCAAAUUGAUGUUGAAGAUAGUAAAUCUGUGAAUUCUCUAAGCACCAGUAUGUCCCAGUGUAGCAGUUCAAGUUUUGAUGACAUUUUAUCUGAGCUGCUGUCUCCCACUACAUCUGUUGCUUCCUUGGAACUUCCACAAGAAGAAGAAUGUGGAUAUGGUGCACAGGAAAUAAACCAUGACCAUAAUUAUCAUAGUCCAGUAAAGGAGAAUGGAUAUGAGGACCGUACAAACCUGUCACUUAAAUCAUCCCCCAAGAAACUCGACUUUGAAAGUCCAACAAAACAAUUUAGUCUAGAAGAACUGUUGCCUAGUUCAAUGCUGAAUUCAAUAAUGGCUGACACUCAAGACUUGCAUCACUUUGAUGAAACCCUCUUAGCAUGGUGAAUUGUGUUUUAACAAUUUCACAUGUUUCUGUUAGAUGGCUUUAAAGCAAAGCAUAACUUGUGUUCCAAGCUAAUUUUGCACAUGGUGGUUCUUUGGAUUUUUUAAAAUGUGAAAGUUUUUUUACUAUGAGGUUGGUUUAUUAUUAUUAAUAAUAAAUUAAGACAAAUGGGAACAGACAAGACUCUGGAUUUUGUGUCUGAAACAGAGGUGAUAACAGGUAGAUUUUUGACAAACAGUAAAAAGUUACUGAGGUAGAAUUACAUUCACACAAGAGAUGUCAAAGAAAAAUGCAUAAUUGCUGAGCCACAGAAAUCUGGUAAUAGAUCACAAAAAAGUAUAUAUGGCAUCAUGUUCAUAAGUGUGGCAGCACAGUUGCUGACAGAUGCUUGUCUCAAAACUCUCAUUGGCAUAGUCAGCUCUUUAAAAAAGAGCUGUUAGGUUUCUAUUUUUUUCCACAAUUAUGUGUGUUAAAUUAUUUUGUUUUGUACACUUGAAAGAAAAAAAUAUGUUCUCAAAAGAUACCUAAUGAAGCAAGUUUCAUCUAAACCAAUAAUGAAGAGAAUGUGACAUAAACAUACAUCUUUUCAGCCUGCUCUUUCUGAUUAAAUAAUAGUCCUUUGUGA